Oncorhynchus masou masou (cherry salmon) is the source of this 1664-nucleotide messenger RNA. RefSeq names its product nucleotide sugar transporter SLC35D2-like. Bases 114 to 1154 code for a protein of 346 amino acids. Gene Ontology annotation, molecular function: UDP-N-acetylglucosamine transmembrane transporter activity; UDP-N-acetylgalactosamine transmembrane transporter activity; antiporter activity. The record is from RefSeq and is a predicted model, not a curated record. Gene Ontology annotation, cellular component: Golgi apparatus. NCBI's taxonomy places the organism in Eukaryota, Metazoa, Chordata, Actinopteri, Salmoniformes, Salmonidae. The transcript is spliced from 12 exons.
CCGGCCCACUCUAAUUAACGUCCUCCCCUUUCACCAAAUGAUCGCGACAACGCCUAAGUGAAAGCCACCGAGAUCAUUAUAUAUUUUUUGCGAUAACAACUAUUCUUGAACUAAUGUCUGCCAUGUUUACCUCAGCUAAUUUACCAGAACCCGAACAUUCCGGACUUUUAAAGUUUUUAUCUGCUGCAUUCUACGCUGUCAGUUCUUUUUUGAUCAUUGUUGUGAACAAAACGAUUCUCACAAACUACAGAUUUCCCUCCUACAUGUUUCUAGGAAUUGGCCAGAUGACUACUACAAUCCUCAUUCUCUAUUUUGCUAAAAUGAACCAAACAGUUCACUUCCAAGACUUUGACAGAAGUGUUCUCGUCAAAAUCUUCCCCCUACCUUUGCUGUAUGUUGGAAACCACAUAACAGGACUGGCUAGUACAAAGAAGUUAAGCUUACCCAUGUUCACAGUAUUAAGGAAGUUCACCAUAUUGAUGACAAUGAUCAUGGAAGCAAGGCUAUUGAGAAAAACAUUCCCGAAUCGUCUUAUCUACAGUGUUCUGGCCAUAGUUUUUGGAGCUUUGGUGGCUGCCAGCUCUGACUUGGCCUUUGAUGCAGAGGGCUACACGUUCAUUCUGCUUAAUGAUGUCUUCACUGCUGCCAGUGGUGUGUACACCAAGAAGAAGCUGGGAACUGAGGGUCUUGGAAAAUAUGGGAUCUUAUUUUACAAUGCAUUCAUCAUCGUCAUCCCAACUCUUCUGGCAAGUGCAUUUACUGGGGAUUUACACAAGGCCAUCACAUAUGAACACUGGUUGAAUGCCCCCUUUGUUUCCUGCUUCCUUAUUUCCUGCCUCAUGGGGUUUGUGCUGAUGUAUUCCAUAGUGCUGUGUAGCCACUACAACUCUGCACUGACCACCACGGUGGUGGGAGCAAUUAAGAAUGUUGCUGUGGCCUACAUCGGCAUGUUUUUAGGUGGAGACUACCUGUUUUCAUGGACCAACUUCCUGGGGUUAAAUAUUUGUAUAUCAGGGGGACUUGUGUAUUCCUACCUGACGUUCCACAGCAGCAGCAAACCAUCCCAAAGCGAUGAAAGCGGAAUACAGGGAAACCAGGACCAGCUGAUCAUUCCCAUGAUGGAAGAUUCCAUAGACAGACUCCCUGUGAAAUAAGUGAAUAAACCUGUGAUGAACCAGGUGAGACAUGAUGCCGUAGUCUUUUUCUGUACUGUAAGCAGUAAACACUGCCUUUGGUAUCGGCUUCAUAGUGGAGCAAAAGUUAUAACAUUUUGUAGACUUAAAUGAUCAUUAUGUUAAAUUAUAAUCAUAUUGUUGGCCAAUGUUCAUUAUUUUGUGUACACAUGCAAAUAGCAAUACUAUAUGUAUUAUAACACAUGCAAAUAGCAAUACUAUAUGUAUUAUUACACAUGUAAAUAGCAAUACUAUAUGUAUUAUUGCACAUGCAAAUAGCAAUACUAUAUGUAUUAUUGCACAUGCAAAUAGCAAUACUAUAUGUAUUAUUGCACAUGCAAAUAGCAAUACUAUAUGUAUUAUUACACAUGCAAAUAGCAAUACUAUAUGUAUUAUUACACAUGUAAAUAGCAAUACUAUAUGUAUUAUUACACAUGCAAAUAGCAAUACUAUAUGUAUUAUUACACAUGCAAAUAGCAAUACUAUAUGUAU